This is a messenger RNA of Solea solea (common sole), 3757 nucleotides long. Its product is annotated as zinc finger protein 436-like. The coding region runs from base 622 to 2538 and encodes 638 amino acids. NCBI's taxonomy places the organism in Eukaryota, Metazoa, Chordata, Actinopteri, Pleuronectiformes, Soleidae. Gene Ontology annotation, biological process: regulation of transcription by RNA polymerase II. The record is from RefSeq and is a predicted model, not a curated record. Gene Ontology annotation, molecular function: DNA-binding transcription factor activity, RNA polymerase II-specific; RNA polymerase II cis-regulatory region sequence-specific DNA binding. The transcript is spliced from 3 exons.
UUCUGCACAGUAAAAAAAAAAACAUUUAUCUCGGUGCUGCGCCUGCCAGCUGAUAGAUGCGCGUUCCCGUCGGGGGCAGUCGUUUUUCGACAAGCAGUCUCUUAUCGGCACUACACCGGCAGAGGACGUAUUGACUCACUUUCUAGAAGACGUAAAUAUCACUCAUACAGCAAUAAUUAAUUUAUUUUAGUACAUGAAACGGACGGUAACUAGUGAAAGAGUGCGUCGUAAUUGUUUAUGUAGAGUUAGCGAUCGCAGAAUACACUGGUUACAGAGUUGUUUCCACCCGAGACACUGAGGAGGGUGCACACCAACAUCGUUGGCACUAAACAAUACAUGAAAGCGUCCGUAUGUCGGUGUUUUUCAUACACUUAUAUGAAAUAAGAUUCUUGAAAAAGAAAUAAGUGGCUCCACUUUCACUGAAUACGGGACACGCGCGCUCCCGUGAGGGGUACUUGCACCACCGGAACGUCACAGUUGUAGCACCAGCGGAGGUAAACAAACACAAAAGCUAGCAGCGUUAGCUCCAGUCCGUACUCGACGGCUCGACAUCCACAGCGGGAAGGCGGUGGUUUGGUCGUGUGUCGCAGGGUAAAUAUUCCAGCUUUUAUCGACGCAGCGAUGUCUUCGCGUCAGCAUUUGAGACAUUUAAUCACCGAGCGACUAGCUGCUGCUGCCGAGGAAAUAUUCUCAGCCUUCGAACAAACAAUCGUCGACUACGAGGAAGAGGUGAAUCGUCAGCGCAAACUGUUGGAGAUCGUUUGCAAACCUCGAGUAAAGUUACAGCGAAUAGAGCUUCCACAGCAGCAUGUCUUUAAAGAGGGGGAGGUUCUCACUGAGCAGCAGCUCUGGAACCAAGAGAGGAAGUCCAGUCUGGACCAAGAGGAACCAGAGUCUCUACAGAUGAAAGAGGAUCAGGAGGAAACCUGCACCAGUCAUGAGGGAGAACAGCUUCAAGUGAAGCAGGAGGCUGAUAUAAUCAUGUUGACUCUUGGUCAUGUGGAAAGUAACCUCAUGGAACCAGAACCAGACAGUGACCGCCAGCUCCUCUCUCACAGCUCUGCUGUAGCCGAGAGUCAAGAUCAGACAGGAAGCAAAUAUGUUGACUUUGUGUUUAAUAGAAAUGCAGAGUUAGAGAGAAGUGACGGGAACAACAUGGACAACUGUCACACAUCAGAGAUUCGGUUUGAAACUCAAACAGGUCAAAGCUCUUUAGAAUGUGAAACUGGUGGAAAUGAAUACGUCCAUACGCAUGAGUUUGAUUUACAUCAGAGAGAGCAACCAUAUUAUUGCAAUAUAUGUGGCAAAUGCUUAACAACCAAAUCUGGUUUGUCUUGUCACGUGAGAACUCACACGGGCGAGAAGCCCUACACCUGUGAGACGUGCGGACAGUGUUUUAGACAAAGUUCGACCCUGAUGAAGCACAGGAGAGUUCACACAAACGAGAAGCCAUUUUCCUGUGAGACGUGUGGACAGCGUUUUAGAGAGAGAUCGAAUUUGAAAGUCCACAUGAGAACCCACACGGGCGAGAAGCCGUACUCGUGUGAAACGUGUGGAAAGCGCUUUCUACGAAGAUCAAAUUUGAACGUCCACAGAAGAACUCACACAGAGCUUCCACAGCAGCAUGUCUUUAAAGAGGGGGAGGUUCUCACUGAGCAGCAGCUCUGGAACCAGGAGAGAAACUCCAGUCUGGACCAAGAGGAACCAGAGUCUCUACAGAUGAAAGAGGAUCAGGAGGAAACCUGCACCAGUCAUGAGGGAGAACAGCUUCAAGUGAAGCAGGAGGCUGAUAUAAUCAUGUUGACUCUUGGUCAUGUGGAAAGUAACCUCAUGGAACCAGAACCAGACAGUGACCACCAGCUCUUCUCUCACAGCUCUGCUGUAGCCGAGAGUCAAGGUCAGACCGGAAGCAAAUAUGUUGACUUUGUGUUUAAUAGAACUACAGAGUUAGAGAGAAGUGACGGGAACAACAUGGACAACUGUCACACAUCAGAGAUUCGGUUUGAAACUCAAACAGGUCAAAGGUCUUUAGAAUGUGAAACUGGUGGAAAUGAAUCCGUCCAUACGCGUGAGUUUGAUUUACAUCAGAGAGAGCAACCAUAUUAUUGCAAUAUAUGUGGCAAAUGCUUUACAACCAAAGCUGUUUUGUCGGGUCAUGCGAGAACUCACACGGGCGAGAAGCCCUAUACCUGUGAGAUGUGUGGACAGUGUUUUAGACAAAGUUCGACCCUGAUGAAGCACAGGAGAGUUCACACAAACGAGAAGCCAUUUUCCUGUGAGACGUGUGGACAGCGUUUUAGAGAGAGAUCAAAUUUGAAAGUCCACAUGAGAACCCACACGGGCGAGAAGCCGUACUCAUGUGAAACAUGUGGAAAUUGCUUCCCACGGAGAUCAAAUUUGGUACGGCACAAGAGAACUCACGCAAGUGAGAGGCCAUAUUCCUGUGACAUGUGUGGAAAGUGUUUUGGACAAUCGACUACUUUGGUACGGCACAAGAGAACUCACGCAGAUAAAAACCUGUAUUUGCAACAAUUCUGAGGAUUCCUUGGGGUAUAGACAUAACUCGAUGAUCCAGAUGAGAACUCACUCAGGUGAGAAGUCAUACCUCUGCAGCACCCGUGUCAACUCAUUUGGAGACAGGAAUAACAAAAGGAAACUGUAUAGUAAUUAGUAAUAAAAAAAAACACCCAUAAUAAUUUUUUUCUCUCCGGGAACCCAGAAAAAGACACCGAAUUAACAGUGACAGUUUUUUUUCUCUCCGGUACCAUGCAGCUACUGUACCACACAGUGAUGCAGGAGGUGAGGAUGCUCUCCACAGCAAAUCUGUAGAAGGUGGUGAGGAGGGCGAGUCUCAGUCCUGUCUGCCUCAGCUUCCUCAGUUUUUACCAAACUGCAGGAUCUUUACCCCAAUUCAACAACUUCGGAGUCAACAGUUUUCACAGUUAUGUGAUAGUUCUGCCACAUGUUAGUGGAAAACCAGCCUUGCAAAAUCAGGGUCGCUGACCCGGCGUCCUCAGAAUCAGGUUCAGGUCUCACGAGAAACACAAAUUCCUUCAAGUACCAGUUAUAGGGCAAAAAAGAGGCAGAGAAAACUGUUGCUGGAGGAAGAUGAAGAAAGUGUCAGCGAUGACUUUGUGCUCGAUUUGUUUGCUGCGGAAGCUUCUACUUCCUGCGCGUGUCAAAAUACUCGUUCAAAAUACGUUCAGACUGAAUUGAUGCAUGUUUGCGCACACUAGGAUCGUUCGAUUUCGCGUCCCUGCAAACGGUACAAUUGUAAAUGGUAACAAUUUUUCUCGGAAUUAAGAGAUUUUGCAUGUGUAAUUAGAAUUACUGUUCGUAUGGAUGCACUGAUACAGUGCCGGGUCCGAUGCUGCCCUUGUGUUCUCGUAAAACUGCAACGAUACUGAAGAAGAUGCACUUUACGUAUCUUCAAGUGAGCUGAGCAGGUGUGUCAAACAAAAUGUGGCAUACAAUACUGGAAAUAAAAGCUGAAAUACUGAUCUCUUGUCUUAUAUUUAUCUUUUAGAAUGAUCUAUUGUUGUAUUUUGUUCAUAGUCAAAGUGUGGCAGAUAAAAGGUUAUUAAGUUAUAAAGUACUCAGUACUCGGGAAAGACAUCGUACCGUACUUGUACUCGGUGCGAGUUAAAGCGAUAUCGCUGCAUCCCUGAUUGUUCGUGAUGGCUCAAGUUGUUUCAAUUUCUCAUGUUGUGCCAUUUAUGUAGAAUAAAUGUUAAUUUAUAAAGUGUGUAUAAAGUCA